Molecule: messenger RNA, 1953 nt
Organism: Mya arenaria
Lineage: Eukaryota; Metazoa; Mollusca; Bivalvia; Myida; Myidae
Product: activating transcription factor 7-interacting protein 1-like
Exons: 4
Coding region: 1-1953 (650 amino acids)
Source: RefSeq, a predicted model, not a curated record
AUGGCAGUCAUGCGCAUAGACUACUCACAGUUCUUUCCAUACAUUCGGAGAAAAGUUCAUAAACCGGCCACGAGUGACGACUUGUAUGAUAAACCGGCGACGAGUGACGACUUGUAUGAUAAACCGGCCACGAGUGACGACUUGUAUGAUAAACCGGCCACGAGUGACGACUUGUAUGAUAAACCGGCGACGAGUGACGACUUGAAUGAUAAACCGGCCACGAGUGACGAAUUGUAUGAUAAACCGGCCACGACUGACGACUUGUAUGGUAAACCGGCCACGAGUGACGACUUGUAUGAUAAACCGGCCACGAGUGACGACUUGUAUGGUAAACCGGUCACGAGUGACGACAUGUAUGAUAAACCGGCCACGAGUGACGACUUGUAUGAUAAACCGGCCACGAGUGACGACUUGUAUAAUAAACCGGCCACGAGUGACGACGUGUAUGAUAAACCGGCCACGAGUGACGACUUGUAUGAUAAACUGGCAACGAGGGACGACUUGUAUGAUAAAUCGGCCACGAGUGACGACUUGUAUGAUAAACCGGCCACGGGCGACGACUUUUAUGAUAAACCGGCCACGAGUGACGACUUGUAUGAUAAACCGGCCACGAGUGACGACUUAUUGGAAGAUAAACCGGCCACGAGUGACGACUUGUAUGAUAAACCGGCCACGAGUGACGACUUGUAUGAUAAACCGGUCACGAGUGACGACUUGUAUGAUAAACCAUUCACGAGUGACGACUUGUAUGAUAAACCGGCCACGAGUGACGACUUGUAUGAUAAACCGGCCACGACUGACGACUUGUAUGAUAAACGGGCCACGAAUGACGACUUGUAUGAUAAACCGGCCACGAGUGACGACUUGUAUGAUAAACCGGCUACGGGUGACGACUUUUAUGAUAAACCGGCCCGGAGUGACGACUUGUAUGAUAAACCGGCAACAAAUGACGACUUGUAUGAUAAACCGGCCACGGGUGACGACUUUCAUGAUAAACCGGCCACGAGUGACGACUUGUAUGAUAAACCGGCCCCGAGUGACGACUUGUAUGAUAAACCGGCCACGAGUGACGACUUGCAUGAUAAACCGGCCACGAGUGACGACUUGUAUGAUAAACUUGUCAUGAGUGACGACUUGUAUGAUAAACCGGCUACAAGUGACGACUUGUAUGAUAAACCGGCCUCGAUUGACGACUUGUAUGAUAAAACGGCCACGAGUAACGACUUGUAUAAUAAACCGGCCACGAGUGACGACUUGUAUGAUAAACCGGCCACGAGUGACGACUUGUAUGAUAAACCGGCCACGAGUGACGACUUGUAUGAUAAACCGGCCACGAGUGACGACUUGUAUGAUAAACCGGCCACGAGUGACGACUUGUAUGAUAAACCGGCCACGAGUGACGACUUGUAUGAUAAACCGGCCACGAGUGACGACUUGUAUGAUAAACCUGUCACGAGUGACGACUUGUAUGAUAAACCGGCUACAAGUGACGACUUAUAUGAUAAACCGGCCACGACUGACGACUUGUAUGAUAAAACAGCCACGAGUAACGACUUGUAUGAUAAACCGGCCACGAGUGACGACUUAUUGGAAGAUAAACCGGCCACGAGUGACGACCUGUAUGAUAAACAGGCCACGAGUGACGACUUGUAUGAUAAACCGGUCACGAGUGACGACUUGUAUGAUAAACCAUUCACGAGUGACGACUUGUAUGAUAAACCGGCCACGAGUGACGACUUGUAUGAUAAACCGGCCACGACUGACGACUUGUAUGAUAAACCGGCCAAGAGUGACGACUUGUAUGAUAAACCGGCCACGAGUGACGACUUGUAUGAUAAACCGGCUACGGGUGACGACUUUUAUGAUAAACCGGCCCGGAGUGACGACUUGUAUGAUAAACCGGCCACGAGUGACGACUUGUAUGAUAAACCGGCCACGGGUGACGACUUUUAA